CGAGAGCAAGUUCAGUGAGGAAGUGCGGAGGGGAUCAGUGAUCUCUCCAAGGGGAAGCCCCGCGCAGAAGGGACGAUCCCGACCACGACAAGGGCAAGGUCGCGUUUCCUCUCUCGCGCGGAAACAGGCCGGAAGAGCGGACCCUUCGUCUGCCGGAAUUAAAACGACGUUAUGAGACGCGCUUAACGUGCCCUCUCGGUUGCACCCAAGGUUAAUGCGCUGCACGAUGGUUGCUGGGAAAGGUGUCUGUCUGCUGUUCAUCUUCCUCACUCUGACAUGCGUCUUUUCUCACUCCUGGACGCCCCGAAAUGAAGGCAGAAAGCUGUUUGGCGGCUACACGAUAGUACCGAAGGCGUGCCGGCCGUCGUUGCCGUCGCGCAUCAAGUCGAGCGAGCCGGCGAUAUGCAUGUUUAAUUACGAAUGCACGCGGCGUAACGGCGAGGUCGUCGGCGCCUGCAUGGACGGCUUCCUCUUCGGUGCGUGCUGCCAAUUACCGCCGAAGAGCUCGACGAAUGGCGGCAAUGAUCCGCUCGGUACCGAGGAGCUUCUCGAACUACAUCAGAUCGACCACGUACCCGACAUACCUAUCCUGCUGAACCCGGACGGCACGCCGAUUGGCGUGUCGAUGUCGUCGGGCGGCGAGGCUACGAAGACCGAUAAGCCGAGUGUCUCGAGCGACGACGAAACGAUAUACACGAAGAUCUCCAGUUCGAAUCAGGGCUCUUCGCCCGACGCGGCAAACAACGCCGAAAAGACACAGUUGCCCCAACAGGCGGACGUGAGUCAGUUGGCCCAGGACUUCCCGGCUCUUCUGGGUCAGCAGGAUAUCGUCGAUGACUUGAGAUUGCCGGGGCUGUUAACGCAUUCCGAUUCUAAUAACGAUAUCCAGGAUCAUCAAGAUACGUCGGCGGUGAAUCCGAUUGCUACGCUGCUAAACUCCGAUCAGAUUCUGCAAAUAGCGGAUCCAGUCGACCAGCUUCCGGCAUUGUUCUCGCAUGGACUGAGCCAGAACGAUCACAAUGUUCCAGAGACGAUAUUGUUGAACGAGAACGGCACAGCGCUCGAAGAGAUCAACAAUCCGGACGAGAUCUUCCGACCCUCUUCCACUCAAGCGCCGAUCGAUAAGGUCACGCAGGACGGAAGCGUGUGGAUCAAAUUCUCGGAGCAGCCUACAUCUUCCACGAUGGAGUCGACUUCCACGUCGCAAGCUCCCAAAUCGACGUCCGUGAUAACCAGUAUGCCUGUGGUAACGCAGCUGUACACCAACGUGCAGAAGCUCACGAGCACACCGCUGGCAAGCACAUUCGAGAAGAAAAUGUCUACGAAAAUGGUCGAGGCCACCACGCCGAUGACCUCCUCCAGCAUCAAAGACGACGAUCUGGUGAAGGUACCGACCAUUAUAUACGAUUUGCCGUCGGGCAACAAGAAAAAGGAUGACGUUCUCGACAAAGAGGAAAUUGCCAUUAAUCAUAUAAUCUCCAUCUUGAACGACACUACGCCGAAUUCGGACGUGUCGGUGACGCUACCGGUUCCCAAUUCCUCGCCGGUACAGGCCUGGGUGAGUAUCGACGAGACCUCGAAACCUACCCAUCACGUCAAAGUCAGUUCUUCGAGUUAUCGGCCCACGACGCCCGCAUCCUCGACCUUCCCGUUUUACAAGCCCGGUUCCCUGCAGCCCAAACCUUCCUCGGCGUACUACAACUACGAGCUCGUACCCACCGCGACGACUUACGCGUCGCAUUAUCCGACCUCGAGCGGGCCAUACGGCUCACGGCCGUCCACGCAAACCUACCUCGGCGCUUCCAGCAGCGGUUUCAUCAGCAACCGACCUACGACGAACCCUCCGGCGCCGACGGUGAUAGUCCUCGGUCCGCUUGGAACGAGCUACACCACGCAAACUACUCAGAAGCCCGUCACGAGGAAGCCUUCGGGCACAACCAGCAAGCCCGCUCCAAUUUCGAUUAAAACCACUCCCGUUAGACCUAUCACGUUAAUCACCAAGAAACCCGGCGUGUCUACUACCAUAACUCACAACAUCAGCACCGUUAUUUCCAACGUCGCCAACAACAACGUGGUCUCCACCAGCUACAUCAGCGUCAACUUGAAGGACAGCACCAGCGCGAGACCGAUAGUCGACGUCAGCACCGAGGCGUUCGCGGCGGAAACCUCAAGCACGAAAAUUCGGCCGAGCACGAAGAAGCCCGUGAUCUGGACCACCGUCUCAUCAUGGUCGAGCAAGCCGACGUUCAAUCUCAAGCCGGCGACGUCCAGCGUCAAUUGGUCGAACAACAAUCUGACGCCGAUUAACAAUAUUAUAUUCAAGGAUACCACGAAAUCUACCACCGCUGCACCUUGCGACGACGAGACUGCGGCGCCGGACGACCUUAUCAACUUCCCGCCGGUGCGCAAUCCGAAUCUCAACAUCUCCAUGCCGAUCUCGCAGCAGGAGAAGCCGACGAUCGUCGAGACGUACAACAACACCGGGUAUCCGGAUAUCGAAUUGAUCAGCGAACAUGAUAUUCCGACACCCACGUUCGUCGAGGACGACGUGCUGACGAACAAAGUGGACGCUUUCGUUAACAAGCUCGUCGAGUCGCUGCAGGGUACCUUCGAGAACUUGCAAGAAAUGGUCUACACUCGGAAUGGCACCGUAGAGACCUCAACAACGUCUUCUACCGUAACGAAAAGACCGACCAGUGGAAACACUACGACAAGAAAACCCACGCGAAGGCCCACAACUAGACCGUCGUCAUCGUCGUCGUCGUCGGCGGCGACGACGAAGAGGCCAUCCGCAACCACGAAGAGGCCUACUCGCUCCACGCAGAAACCGUCGACCGAAAGGCCGUCCGAGAAGCCAGCGCGUCCCACUAAAGUGACUACUCCGAGACCUAAGCCAAACACAUCGCAGAGCGUCACGACGAAGAGGCCCAGCCAGGCAACGACGAGACGCCCGAAACCGACCAGGAAAGCCACGACCACGCCGGCCAGCAGCACGCAAGCGAUUCUGCUGGAAGAACCGAGUCCGAACACGACUGAAAGCAGCGUUCCAGAAACGACGGCCGCGCCAGACUUUCGGACUCAAUGCGGCGUGAGACCGUUGGUCUCGAGAUCGGGAAAAAUUGUUGGCGGAAAAGGCGCGCAGUUCGGAGAAUGGCCAUGGCAGGUCUUGGUUCGCGAGGCGACCUGGCUCGGCUUGUUUACGAAGAAUAAAUGCGGAGGUGUACUUAUCACUGAUAAAUAUGUGAUAACAGCAGCCCAUUGUCAACCAGGCAGCUUCCUAGCUUCGUUGGUCGCGGUGUUCGGUGAAUUUGACAUCUCGGGUGAGCUGGAGUCGAAGCGCAGCGUAACGAGAAACAUUCGCCGCGUCGUCGUGAACCGCGGCUACGAUCCGGCGACAUUCGAGAAUGACCUGGCGCUCCUCGAGCUGGAGUCGCCGGUGCAGUUUGACGAGCACAUCGUGCCGAUUUGCAUGCCGGAGGACGGCAUCGACUUCACCGGCCGAAUGGCGACGGUCACGGGCUGGGGCCGGCUUAAAUACAAUGGUGGCGUGCCGUCGGUGCUGCAGGAGGUCCAAGUGCCCAUAAUGGAGAACUCGGUUUGCCAGGAGAUGUUCCAAACCGCCGAUCAUGCGAAAUUGAUUUUGGAUAGCUUCCUCUGUGCUGGAUACGCUAAUGGCCAGAAGGAUUCUUGCGAGGGUGACAGUGGUGGCCCGCUGGUGAUGGAACGACCGGACGGCAGAUGGUUCCUAGUCGGGACUGUUUCUCACGGCAUUAAAUGCGCGGCCCCGUAUCUACCGGGUGUGUACAUGAGGACGACUUUCUUCAAGCCCUGGCUGCACAGCAUCACCGGGGUCUGAGAGGCUGGGCCACGAUCGUCAGCUCACGUUCUCGCGUAAUUACGCGAGCGGCACCGGAUGCCAUUCUGUAUAAAUGUACAAAGGAAGCCUAAUUUAUUUCCCCCCCGAGAUACAGCGUACGAAACUCAAUUAAGUAACAUAGUCGCGGAUGUAACCGUACUUGAAUGUCAGCGGGCUACAUCGAUUUCUGAAUAAUAACCAGACGCCCCGUUCUCUUCCGCAUCCGUUAUUUCGUGCUUUCCAUUAGCGCAACGGAAGUAACACUUGCAUCAGCAGCAACUUAUAUCGCGCGGACUUCGCUGUAAAAGCAAAGAAAGAUAGAGCGAGGAAGGGAAGGAGGAGGACGAGGAGACAAGUGCAUCAACUUGGCUCUCAAGUUAUUUAAAUUGCGAAAUAGAAGUCUACGGAAUUGUCUGCGGCGAAACACUGCUUCUCGGAGCACGACCAGUGCCCGAUGUUGCAUUUAUGCGUAUCAAUGUUUAAACUCGUCCUUGUGCGUAUGUGUACACGUAUACGCAGAGUCGGCAUUCAAGUGUUUCAGAGUAUCCGUCAAAAAUUCAAAUUGCCAUCACUCUUGGAACGACAGUCCUUUUCCUUUACGGCCUUCCACAAUGGGAGAACCAGAUAAACGACCAAUAAUUUACGAUUUGCGUCACGUCUCUAUAUAGCGAACUUUUAUCAUUUUGAAACCAACUUUUCCCCACCAAAGUUCUUCAACAAAAGUCUCUCAUUGUCAAUAGUAAUUUACAAUUUCGCAGUUAUUCGCUUCUACGCGAAUUCAAUGAAGGAAAACUGGACUCCAAAUUAACUACAUCGAAUCGACACCAAUGGCAAUCUCGUUAUCGAAGGCACGCGAGAGAAUCUUGAAUUAUCGCGCGUCUAUGUACGACACACGAGUGAAUUUCGAGGGCAAACGUACCUUCUCGUACUUAACAUCCCUGCCUACUCCAUGAAUAUCCCACGCCGGCUCUGUGAUACAUGCAUAAGUGCAUAAAGACGAGCUACAAGCCCUAUUUAUUUCAUUGUUAGAUGUUAUUUAUUAAAUACAUUUUUAUACGAUAACAACAUGUGGCUAUUUUAUUCACCACCAACACUCCGCGCACGGAAAUAAAAGUAAUCAACGACCGCUUGACGUCACGUCGCCGCGCAUACUACGCGCCGCAAUCCUCCCAUUAAAAAUAGCGACCAAU
This is a messenger RNA of Vollenhovia emeryi, 5046 nucleotides long. It is a transcript of the gene flz, whose product is annotated as mucin-5AC. The coding region runs from base 215 to 3856 and encodes 1213 amino acids. The transcript is spliced from 8 exons. Gene Ontology annotation, molecular function: serine-type endopeptidase activity. Gene Ontology annotation, biological process: proteolysis. The record is from RefSeq and is a predicted model, not a curated record. NCBI's taxonomy places the organism in Eukaryota, Metazoa, Arthropoda, Insecta, Hymenoptera, Formicidae.